Schistocerca americana (American grasshopper) is the source of this 4191-nucleotide messenger RNA. Its product is annotated as mucin-2-like. The coding region runs from base 1 to 4191 and encodes 1396 amino acids. The record is from RefSeq and is a predicted model, not a curated record. The transcript is spliced from 10 exons. Lineage: Eukaryota; Metazoa; Arthropoda; Insecta; Orthoptera; Acrididae.
AUGUCAGCACCGUCCGUGUCCGACGUCACCAAAGCCCGCUGGACACCACGCUUUCAGCAGCGUCCGCAACUGACGUCAACACAGCCAGUUGCACUCAAAGCUGUCAGCACCGUACGCGUCGGACGUCACCACAGCCCUCUGGGCACCACGCCUGCCGUCUGUGUCCGACGUCACCACAGCCCGCUGGACUCCACACUGUUAGCACCGUCUGCGUCCGACGUCACCAGAGCCCGCUGCACUCCACGCAGUCAGCGACGUCCGUGUCCAACGUCACCGCAGCCCGCUGCAUUCCACGCUGUGUGCACCGUCCGCGUCCGACGUCACCACAGCUCGCUGUACUACACGCAGUCAGCACCGUCCGUGUCCGACGUCACCACAGCUUGCUGUACUAUGUGCUUUCAGUGCCGUCUGCGUCCGACGACGCCACAGCCCGCUGGACUCCACACUCCCGCUGCACGGCACGCUGUCAGCAGCGUGAGCGUCCGACGUCACCACUGCCCGCUGUACUCCACGCUGUCAGCACUGUCCGUGGCCGACGUCACCACAGCUUGCUGUACUAUACGCUUUCAGUGCCGUCUGUAUCCGACGUCACCACAGCCCGCUGCAUUUCACGCUGUCAGCACCGUCCGGGUCCGACGUCACCACAGCCCGCUGGACACCACACUGUUAGCACCGGCCGUGUCCGACUUCACCACAGCCCGCUGGACUCCUCGCUGUCAUCACCGUCCAUGUCCGACAUCACCACAGCCUACUGCACUCAACGCUGUCAGUGCCGGCUGUGUCCGACGUCACCACAGCCCGCUGCACUCCACGCUGUCACCACCGUCAACGCCUGACGUCACCACAGCCUGCAGCACUCCACGGGAGCCCGCUGCAGUCCAAGCUGUGUGCACCGUCCGCGUCCGUCGAAACCACACACCCCGCUGCACUCCACGCUGUCAGCACCAUCCGUGUCCGACGUCACCACAGCCAGCUGGACUCCACGCUAUCAGCACAGUCCGUGUCCGACUUCACCACAGCCCGCUGCACUCCACGCUGCCAGCACCGUCCUCAAACGACGUAACCCCAGCCCGCUGGACUCCACCCUGUGAGCACCGUCCGUGUCCGACGUCACCACAGCCUGCUGCACUCCACUCUGUCAUCACCGUCCGCUUCCGACGUCAAUACAGCCCCCUUGACUCCCCGCUGUCAGCACCGUCCGUGUCCGACGUCACCACAACCCGCUGCAAUCCACGCUGUCAGCACAGUCCGCGUCCGAUGUCUCACAGCAAGUUGCACUCCACGCUGUCAGCAUCGUCCACGUCCGACGUCAACACAGACCGCUGCACUCCACGCUGUCAGGACCGUCCGCGUCCGACAUCACCACAGCCAGCAGCACUCCACGCUGUGAGCAUCGUCAGUGUCCAACGUCACCACAGCCCGCUGCACCCCAUGCUGUCAGCACCGUCCGAGUCCGACGCCACCACAGCCCGCUGGAAUCCAAUCUGUCACCAACGUCCGCUUCCGACGUCAACACAGCCCACUGGACUCCACGCUGUCAGCACCGUCCACGUCCGACGUCACCACAGACCGCUGAUCUCUACGCUGUCAGCACCGCCCGGGUCUGACUUCACUACAGCCCGCUGCACUCCACGCUGUCAGCACCGUCCGCGUCCGACGUCAACACAGCCAAAUGCACUCCAUGCUGCCAGCACCGUCCGCGUCCAACGUCACCACAGCCCGCUGCACCCCAUGCAGUCAGCACCGUCCGCUUCCGACGCCACCACAGUUCGCUGGACUCCAAUCUGUCACCAACGUCCGCUUCCGACGACUUCACAGCCCGCUGCACUCCACGCUGUGAGCACCGCCCGCGUCCGACGUCACCACAGCCCGCCGCACUACACGCUGUCAGCACCGUCCGUGUCCGACGUCACCGCAGCUUGCCGGAUUCCACCCUCCCGCUGCACACUACGCUGUCAGCACCGCCUGCGUCCGACGUCACCACAGCCCGCUGCACUCCACACCUCAGCACCGUCCGCGUCUGACGUCACCACUGAAUGCAGCAGUCCACGCUGUGAGGAUCGUUCAUGUCCGACGUCACCACACCCCGCUGCAGUCCAUGCUGUCAGCACCGUCCCCGUCCGACAUCACCACAGCCUGCAGCACUCCACGCUCCUGCUGGACUCCACUCUGUCAGCUCCGUCCGUGUCGGACGUCACCGCAGCUUGCUGGACGCCACCCUGUCAGUGCCGCCUGUGUCCGACGUCACCACAGCCUGCUGCACUCCACGGUGGCAGCGUCGUCCGUGUCCGUCGUCACCACAGCCCGUUGGACUCCACGCUGUCAGCACCGUACAGGUCUCACAUCACCACAGCCCCUCUGCACUACACGCUGUCAGCACCGUCUGCGUCCGACGUCACCACAGCCCGCUGGACUCUACGCUGUCAGCACCGCACGGGUCUGACUUCACCACAGCCCGCUGCACUCCACGCUGUCAGCACCGUCCGCGUCCGACGUCACCACAGCCCGCUGGACUCCACGCUGUCAGCACCGUCCGCGUCCGAUGUCUUCACAGCCCACAGGACUCCACACUGUCAGCACCGUCCGCGUCCGACGUCACCACAGCCUGCUACACACCACGCUGUCAGUGCCGGCUGUGGCCGGCGUCACCCCUGCCCGCUGCAAUCCUCGCUCCUGCAGCUUCCGACGUCACCACAGCCCCGUGGACUCCACGCUGUCAGCACCGUCCGUGUCCGACGUCACCACAGCCCGCUGCAAUCCACGUUGUCAGCACAGUCCGCGUCCGAUGUCACCACAGCCCGUUGCUCUCCACGCUGUCAGCACCGUCCAUGUCCGACGUCAACACAGACCGCUGCACUCCACGCUGUGAGCACCGCCCGCGUCCGACGUCACCACAGCCCGAAGCACUACACGCUGUCAGCACCGUCCGUGUCCGACGUCACCGCAGCUUGCUGGACUCCACUCCGUCAGCGCCGUUUGUGUCCAACGUCACCACAGCCCGCUGCACUCCACGCUGUCAGCACCGUCCGCGUCCGACGUCUUCACAGCCCUCAGGACUACACACUGUCAGCACCGUCCGCGUCCGACGUCACCACAGCCAGCAGCACUCCACGCUCCCGCUGCACUCCACGCUGUCAGCACCGUACGGUUCUCACAUCACCACAGCCCGCUGCUCACCACGCUGUCAGCACCGCCUGCGUCCGACGUCACCACAGCCCGCUGGACUCCUCGCUGUCAGCACAGUCCGCGUCCGACGUCACCAUAGCCUGCAGCACUCCACGCUGGGAGCACCCACCACUGCCCGCUGCACUCGAUGCUGUCAGCACCGUCCGUGCCCGACGUCACCACAGCCCGCUGCACUCCACGCUGUCAGCACCGUCCGCGUCCGACGUCACCACAGCUCGCUGCACUCCACGCUGUCAGUGCUGUCUGUGUCCGACGUCACCACAGCCCGCUGCUCACCACGCUCAAGUUGCACUCCACGCUGUCAGCAUCGUCCACGUCCGACGUCAACACAGAUCGCUGCACUCCACGCUGUCAGGACCGUCCGCGUCCGACGUCACCACAGCCAGCAGCACUCCACGCUGUGAGCAUUGUCAGUGUCCAACGUCACCACAGCCCGCUGCACCCCAUGCUGUCAGCACCGUCCGCUUCCGACGCCACCACAGCCCGCUGGACUCCAAUCUGUCACCAACGUCCGCUUCCGACGUCAACACAGCCCACUGGAUUCCACGCUGCCAGCACCGUCCACGUCCGACGUCACCACAGACCGCUGCACUCUACGUUGUCAGCGCCUUCCGUAUCCGCCGUCACCACAGCACGCUGGACUCCAGGCUGUCAGCACCGUCCUCGUUUGACGUCACCACAGCCCGCUGGUCUCUACGCUGUCAGCACCGCCCGGGUCUGACUGCACUACAGCCCGCUGCACUCCACGCUGUGAGCACCGCCCGCGUUCGACGUCACCACAGCCCGCCGCACUACACGCUGUCAGCACCGUCCGUGUCCGGCGUCACCGCAGCUUGCCGGACUCCACCCUGUCAGCGCCGUCUGUGUCCGACGUCACCACAGCCCGCUGCACUCCACGCUGUCAGCACCGUCCGCGUCCGACGUCUUCACAGUCCUCUAAACUCCACACUGUCAGCAACGUCCGCGUCCGACGUUACCACAGCCAGCAGCACCUCACGGUGUUAG